AGCCAAGGGGCUGAGACGGCUGGUGCGAGCGAGACGGCUGACGAGAGCGAGACGGCUGACGAGAGUGAGACGGCUGACGAGAGUGAGACGGCUGAUGAGAAGUGCGACGGCUGAUGAGAGUGAGACGGCUGACGAGAGUGAGACGGCUGCACAGGUAGACAUGGUCGGUGAGGGAGAAACAGCCGAAGGCAGCGAUACACUCCAAGGGGCAAUACACUCCAAGGGGCGAUACACUCCAAGGGGCGAUACACUCCAAGGGGCAAUACACUCCAAGGGGCAAUACACUCCAAGGGGCAAUACACUCCAAGGGGCGAGAUGCUCAAAGAGGGUGAGACCGCGACCGAGAGCGAAGCAGCGCCGCGUCAAGCCAGCACAGGGGAGGAUAGCUGCGACGGCACCGUCGAGAGCGCUCACCUCGACACGCCCCUCCACACGCCCCUCCACACCAUCCACAACGCCAUCUACAACAUUCCGCACACUCAACGCUUAGCAGCACCCAGGAUCCGCACCCGCCGGUGUCGCCGGCGCGAAACUGGGUCGCGAGAUGGGUGGCUUCGACACUCCAAUCCGAGACGCUGAAG
Molecule: messenger RNA, 581 nt
Organism: Didymella exigua CBS 183.55
Lineage: Eukaryota; Fungi; Ascomycota; Dothideomycetes; Pleosporales; Didymellaceae
Exons: 2
Coding region: 95-490 (131 amino acids)
Source: RefSeq, a predicted model, not a curated record